Trichosporon asahii var. asahii CBS 2479 is the source of this 1512-nucleotide messenger RNA. RefSeq lists its product as uncharacterized. Gene Ontology annotation, molecular function: protein binding. Lineage: Eukaryota; Fungi; Basidiomycota; Tremellomycetes; Trichosporonales; Trichosporonaceae. The record is from RefSeq and is a predicted model, not a curated record. The coding region runs from base 1 to 1512 and encodes 503 amino acids. The transcript is spliced from 10 exons.
AUGGGCAAGACCAAGAGCGGAGGCGCCGGCAAGGCCGCUGCAAAGGCAGCAAAGAAAGAGAAACAAGCUGAGAAGGCCGCCAAGAAGGAGCAGCAGGCUCUGAAGGCCGCGACCAAGGGCAAGGCCAAAGGAGCUGCGGCAGACGAUGAUGAGGAGGACCUCGACGCUAUCCUCGAAAGAUACAAGCAGGAGAUGGAAGCGGACGAAUGGAGAGAGUACAAGUGCGGCACUGCUCCCAGCCCCCGCAGCAGUGCGGCGGCUGUGGCUGGCCCUGGUCUCGCCGAAGGUGGAGGUAUCAUGAUCUUUGCCAACUACAUGUCCGAUCUUUGGGUGUUCGACCUGGACACGUACAAGUGGCAUCAGAUCGAGCACAUCGACAAAGACCGCGCGCCUGGUGGCUUCUCAUUCAUCCCCUGUCCCGAGGGUGCCUUCCUGUACGGCGGGUACCGCAAGGAGUACGUCAAGGGGACGCGACCAAAGGGUGUGCCGCUCGAUGACGCGUGGCUGCUGAGGAUGGAUCCAGAUCUCUCUAAGCUGAAGUGGGAGCGACGGAAGAAGGUUGGAUACGCUCCCAGCCUUCGCUCCGGCUGCUCAAUGACGCACUGGGCAAGCAAGGGUAUGGGCGUGCUCUUCGGCGGUGUCAUCGAUGAGGAGAAGGACGAGGAGAGUAUGGAAAGCAUCUUCUUCAACGACCUCCUCAUGCUGAAGAAGAAGAAGAAGCCUGGAGCGCGCCGACGAGCGAAGAAGGUCGAACAGGAGCAGGAACAGGAGGAGAAGGACGACGAGGAUAUGGACGUUGAUGGCGAGGACGAGAAGGAGAAGGAGAAAUCGCCAUUGCCAUCUCCAGCUCCAGCUCCCAUGGCGGUUGACAAGGACGACGAUGACGAUGACCCGCAAAAAUCCAUUCCCUUGACGCGAUACAACGCGAUGCUUGCCAUUCUGAAGAACACGCUGUAUUUAUGGAAUCACCUGCGUGGCACGGGUCUUGACGAGCUCGAGUGGAAGGGUAGUGACGAUGAGGAGGGCUUCUCGGGCUCCGAUGACGAUGAGGAAGAGAGCUCAGAUGACGAGGAGGAGGAGGAGGAGGCACUCGCCGCACUCGAGGACGCAGAGGACGAUGAAGAAGCAAAGGAGGCGCGUCACGCCGCUCUCUCCCAGGCUGAGAAGGACGAUCUCCGCAAAAAAGCCAAGGCAUUCAGUGCCGCAGCCAAGGAGAAGAGGACCGAGGAGGAAAUGCACACGACGCCACUGCCGGGCGAGAACCUGCGCAUGUUCUACGAGCGCACCCGUCCUUACUGGGCCGGCAUUGCUUACGAGCGCACUGCGAGCCGAGGCAAGGCGAUGCGCCGCGAGGGAUUCCAACUCGCAUCCAGCAAGUACGAAGAGUACAAGCCUCUGCUUGAGGAGAUUGAGCGUAUUCAGCGUGAGGCUGAACUCGAUGCCGCCGCAGUCGCUGCGAGCAAGCGUACAACGAUGGGCGUUAUUGGCGAGGGCGGUAGGAACAGACGCUAA